Molecule: messenger RNA, 1218 nt
Organism: Gymnogyps californianus (California condor)
Lineage: Eukaryota; Metazoa; Chordata; Aves; Accipitriformes; Cathartidae
Product: betaine--homocysteine S-methyltransferase 1-like
Exons: 8
Coding region: 1-1218 (405 amino acids)
Molecular function (GO): zinc ion binding; betaine-homocysteine S-methyltransferase activity
Source: RefSeq, a predicted model, not a curated record
AUGCUGCCGAUCGGGAAGACCACGAAACAGGGCACUCAGGGUAUUCUAGAGCGCUUAGAUGCUGGAGAAAUUGUGAUUGGAGAUGGAGGAUUUGUCUUUGCUCUUGAAAAGAGGGGAUAUGUAAAAGCUGGGCCUUGGACUCCUGAAGCAACGGUAGAACACCCAGAAGCAGUUUGUCAGCUUCACUGGGAAUUCCUCAGAGCUGGAUCCAAUGUUCUGCAGACAUUCACCUUUUAUGCCAGUGAGGACAAACUAGAGAACAGGGGCAAUUAUGUAGCUGAGAAAAUAAGCUGCCAGAAAGUGAAUGAAGCUGCUUGUGACAUUGCAAGAGAAGUGGCUAAUGAAGGCAAUGCUUUAGUGGCUGGAGGAGUCAGUCAAACGCCAUCAUACUUAAGCUGCAAGGAUAAAGCAGAGGUUAAAGCAGCCUUUCGAAAGCAACUAGAUGUCUUUAUGAAGAAGAAUGUGAACUUCCUAAUUGCAGAGUAUUUUGAACAUGUUGAAGAAGCUGUCUGGGCUGUUGAAGUCCUAAAAGAAUCUGGGAAGCCAGUUGCAGCUACGAUGUGCAUUGGUCCAGAAGGAGACAUGCAUGGUGUGCCCUCUGGACAAUGUGCUGUCCAACUGGUAAAGGCUGGUGCUUCUAUUGUUGGAGUCAACUGCCAUUUUGACCCAGAUACUUCCCUGGAAACUGUGAAACUGAUGAAAGAGGACUUGCAGGCUGCUAAACUGAAAGCCCACCUGAUGUCCCAACCACUUGCUUUCCAUACACCUGAUUGUGAGAAGCAGGGAUUUAUUGAUCUUCCAGAAUUUCCCUUUGGUCUGGAGCCAAGAAUUGUAACUAGAUGGGAUGUUCAAAAAUAUGCAAGAAAGGCCUAUGACUUAGGAAUUCGUUUCAUUGGAGGCUGUUGUGGAUUUGAGCCAUAUCACAUCCGAGCAAUAGCUGAGGAGCUGGCUCCUGAAAGAGGAUUUUUGCCAGAAGCUUCUGAGAAACAUGGUAGCUGGGGCAAUAGCCUGAGCAUGCAUACCAAACUCUGGAUUGGAGCAAGGGCAAGAAAAGAAUACUGGGAGAAUCGGAGGCCUGCUUCAGGGAGACCAUAUUGUCCUUCAGUCUCAAAGCCAGAUGGCUGGGGAGUGACCAAAGGAACCAGGGAGCUGAUGCAACAGAAAGAAGCAACAAGUGAACAACAGCUGAAAGAGCUCUUCCAGAAACAGAAGUUCUAA